Spirodela intermedia is the source of this 2750-nucleotide messenger RNA. The record is from the annotation of a GenBank genome assembly. Lineage: Eukaryota; Viridiplantae; Streptophyta; Magnoliopsida; Alismatales; Araceae.
AUGACUGAAUCUAUGGAAUCUCCAAAUAUGUCUCCUGAGUCACGCCCAUCCCAAGUGAAACUUAAUGAAAGGAUUAUUGCCUCCAUGUCGAGGAGGUCAAUUGCAGCGCAUCCCUGGCAUGAUCUUGAGAUAGGUAAUUAACUAUAGUGCACCUAUUGCACGGACCUCAUUGGUGCAUAGUUCUGUCAACGUUUUUUCUCUCAUUCAAGACAGCAGCGAUAUUUUUUCUGAGCCUCCUUUUUGUGAUUGCAGGACCCGAAGCUCCCAUCAUUUUCAAUUGUGUAAGGUUACUAAACUAUUACAAUUUUUUAAACUAUUAUAAUUGUGAUAUUAGAAUUUUUAAUUGGAUCAUAAUUGAAUUAUCUAGGAAUUUUUUGUGUUGGACCAUUGAUCUUUGUAUCUGGCUUAGGUAGCAACAGUGUUGUAUGUUUCUCAUAGAUGCUUUUCAAUUCUUAAAUAGUUUGGCAUAUUUUUCUGUAAUGUUGCGAUUUUUUUUUCUAGUGUGCCUAGCGCCUAAUGCCAUUGAUAUUGAUGUUCCAUAAGUUUAUUUAAGAAUAACAUCAUUGGAAGGGCUUUCCUGCGAAGGGACAGCUGUUGUAGCGUUUUUCCGAAAUUUCACUUGUCUUUACAAUUCCAUGACAGAGACAUUCCACAGCAUCGAUUGACAGUAUACACCAUACACUUAGAUUAUACGUUUAAAGCUUCCAACUAAUAUUUAUUAAACCGAGGAGAAAAGUUCCGCCCUGCCAUGACUAUAUUCUAAAGGCACAAGCGAUUCUAAGCCGAACUCUAAGUUAUUCAUAGAGCAUUGUUUAAUGAAGGCAGAAAAGUUUCACGUCUAUUGAUGUAGUACAGUUUUUUCAGCAGCUGUUAAAAGUAGUAGAGUUGAUAGCUCACGUAGGUUGGAUUUCAUUCCACCUUUUUUCAAAUUUGUGCAGCCUAAUAGCGAGAUAUUAAUCUCGUACAUGUAGUUCUCUGAAGGACAAAAGAAUUACAUGUCAUGCUGAGAACACAGAAAUCUGGGAUCCCUUUUUUUUUGUUUAAAUUCUCUGUUCUCUGAUAGUAAUUAUAGGUGGGGAGCAUCGGGAUUUUCAUAUUCUAGAUCUUAAACAUUUAGAAAGAACUGCAAAAUCUGAUCUUGAAUUUCCUUGGUGUCUCCGUCUCAAUUUUUUUCUUACUAUUGUUUCUGUCAAAUCGAAUGGGGCCCUUAACUUGGCUUUCCCGGUACCAUAUAUGCUGCCUUUAAAGUACCAUAACGUGAGUCAUUUUCUGCAGGUGGUGGAAAUAGGGAAGGGGAGUAAGGUGAAAUAUGAGCUUGACAAGAAAACGGGUCUCAUAAAGGUUGUUGUAAAAGUCAACUUUUUUCUCUCUUCUUGAAUGAUCUGAAAUCAUGAGAUCAUCGACUCUCUUUCUCGUGCAAGGCAGCCAUUGGGCUCAGUGCCCAUCAAAUACGCAAGCUUUCAGUCAGCUUUAUAUUUCUGUAGUUUUUUUUUUUUUUUCAUUUUGAUGUUAGAUGCUUGCCUUUUUAUUUUCAUGCACUGUCUGAUACCUCAUAUGGGUAGGUCUAUUUGCUGUCAAUCAAUAUACAUGUAGGCCACCAGACCUAUUUCCAAGUAACCGCCCAUCUUGUCCCAGUCUGGCUUUCUUGCUGUGGCCCAGCACCUGUCGGCCUUCAUCUCUUUGCGAUUAUUUCAUUCGCAUCAUAUCUCAAGAAACUUAACUAGUCUCUCUGCGUCACCCUUUAUAUGUGCAGGUAGACCGUGUACUCUACUCCUCAGUAGUGUACCCCCACAACUAUGGUUUCAUACCACGCACCAUCUGCGAGGACAGCGAUCCUAUGGACGUUCUGGUCAUCAUGCAGGUGCGUGUAGGAUUCUGGGUUCAAACUUAUCGUGUUUCAAUUCCACAGUUUUUGUGGUUAUGGCUCCAAUUCCACAGUUUUAGACGUCAAAGGAGAACUACUCACAGACCUUUAUUGGGGCUGCUGACAUUUACUAGAGUACUCUCAUCCAUAAAACACCCAGAGAUUAGCUCUAAAAGAAUAGAGCUAAAAAAUAUCAUUAAUUCAUUAUCCAAUGACAGUCUCGGUUAAAGGAGGCUCUCUACUCAAUGCAGGAACCGGUGCUCCCAGGCUGCUUUCUCCGGGCAAAGGCCAUAGGCCUGAUGCCUAUGAUCGACCAGGUACAUUUUUCUUUUUUUUUCUCCCAAAAGCGGUAUUGAAUCGCAUCUGUCUGAUGGCUCCGGUGGUGGAACUCUGGAGGUUCUUAUACUGCUUAUGCUCGUUUGGAAAAAAAAAACAGGGUGAAAAGGACGACAAAAUAAUUGCAGUCUGUGCAGAUGAUCCCGAGUACCGGCACUACACUGACAUCAAGGAGCUUCCACCCCACCGUUUGGCAGAGAUACGCCGCUUCUUUGAGGACUGUAUCCUUCGUUAUUUUCUUUCAUGAAGUGAGUGAGUGUGUGUGUGUGUGUGUGUGUGAGAGAGAGAGAGAGAGAGAGAGGGAUGUCUCCUUGACAGAUGGCAACUCAGACAAGAAGAACGAGAACAAGGAGGUUGCAGUGAACGAUUUCCUGCCCUCCACGGAUGCCUUCAGCGCCAUCAAACAUUCGAUGUAAGACUUGUCAUCGAGCAGAGCCCUUGGCCCUAUGUUCCAAGAGUACACUGACUCAUCUCUCUAAAAUGACACCCUCUUUCUCUCUGUUGAAGGGAUCUCUACGCAAACUACAUCGUCGAGAGCCUGAGGAGGUAG